GCUAGGGCUCAGGACGACCCAGGAGAAACGGCCCGUCCAACCCAACAUGUUUCUUUUUUUUUUUUGCAAACACCAACAGCAUGGCGUGAGAGGACCCAAUAGGAUGUGUACUAAAGUACCAAGGAGAGCCUCUUCGGAAGGGAUCCAAUUUCCAUUCUCAGAGAGGGGUCGAAGAUGGUUGGAUUGUUGUUUGAAAAAGAGCACGCGAGCGAGAAAAGCGAACCACUUUAGCCACUUAGUCACUUCGAUGGUGUCGGCCCUAUGGUAUUCCCAUUGCUACUAUUCUUUGCAUCCUGAAGAGAUGCGGCAAUGCCAUGUGUGAACAGGUGUUCAAUGGGCAUCAGCAUCGGGACUCAUGCUGCAUUGAAGCGAAGAGUUCACUCCAGGGGACCUCCAUGACCGGAUCGAUUGACAUCUACUCACGGUUUCAGCUGCUUUCUCAUUGCGUUCGCAUCCGGCCACUCGUGGCCGACUACUAGAAGUCGAGUGGCCAUUGAUUUCGAGAAGACGAGCGACUCGACGGGCGAAAGCUCUCGUGCCAUGUUGUUUGUUCUUCCUGUGGGGUCGUCGGAUCCUUCUCGAGACAUUCGAGGAGCCAAAACGAGUCAAACAAGAGGUUUUGAACGACUCUUGAAGCAAACGACUCUGAUAGGUGCCAUCACUCAAAACAUCACGAAAACUCAUAUCACCAUUCUUCCUUUCUUGGAUCCUCAGCCUCUUUGGCCGCUCUUCGUUUGCUUCGUUUGUGCCAGAAGUUCGAGUUCGUGCUUAAAGCCAUUGAACCAACCAACGACUCUUCGGGAGAAAGGUCUCUCUCAGCGUCGUGGGACCAGGAAGAGCAGCUGGCACGUGAGCUCAUGCAACGCCUAGAGAGGCUCCUGAAUAGCAACGUGGCUCGGGAGCGAAACCGGGCCAGGCGCUUCCCGUGGCUCUCGCAAGCUGCGUGGGCGGCGGCCAAAGUGCUGCCGCAACUCCCUGAAGAGUCGAGGAGCUUUCUCGCACAGGUGAGCCAAGCCAGCGCCGCAGCCCUCCGUGUUUCAAAGCCCUUCGAUGCCAGGGAUGCAGCGAACCUGCUAUGGUCCCUGGCCACAGCGAAGCUGGUGCCGCCUCCGCGUGUGUUAGAGGCCGCAGGGCGUUUGCCACGCGAAGACUUUGGUGCCCAGGACCUCGCCAACCUCAUCUGGGCCUUGGCACGCUUGGAGUGCACUGGGCCCUUCCUGGAGGAGCUUUGUGACAUGUGCCAGCAACGGAUCCACGCCUUGGAGCCCAAGGGCCUGGCAGCGGUGCUUUCAGCACUGGCAGCUUUGGCGCGCAGCGACCGCGGCGCCAUGGCGCCGCAGAGCGUGGCGUCGCUCCUGAGGGCGGCGGCGCGCAGACUGGAGCAGGACCUGGCUCAGGAGUCAUGGUCAUGGAGGCCUCCGGAGCUGGUUCAAGUCUUCUGGGCCUUCAGCAGCCUUCAGCUCGAUGAGGUUGACUACCAACAUCUGCCGCUGAAGCCGCAGCUGACAGGCGUGGACCUUCGUUCUGCUGUCGGACCUGGGAAGAUCUUCUCGAGGCGCUGGGGAGCUCUUGCCCCCAGAGACCUCUCCUUGCUUGCUUGGAGCUUUGCCAACUCCAACUCGGAGCUUUUGGCUUCGGAAGUCCCUUUGAUCGCACAAGUUGCCCUGCCCCAGCUGUCGGACUUCGACCAUCAAGGCAUCUCCAAUCUGGUCUGGGCGCUGGGUACUGUGAGCAUCGCCGACCGAGAGCUCUUUUCGCGCGUUGGGCAGCUGGUCACCACAGGCGACUACAGCGCACGGCAAGUGGCCAACAUCUGCUGGGCGUAUGCCACAGUGUCGUUGUUGCACACGGAAUUCAUCGAGAAGGCUAAGGCCUUGGCCACCAGGAGCUUCGAUGCCUUUCGCGCCGAUGAGCAAGUGAGUCUCCUGUGGUCCUUUGCCGUGCUCGGGGUCCAAUGGGACGAGCUCCAGGUUCCGGCUUUGCCUCGUCUUUCAGCGCGGGAAGCUGGAAACCUGUGCUGGUCCUUGGCCGUGCUGGGCCACCACCACCAGGAGGUUCUCACAGGCUGUGCUCAGAUGCUGGAGGCCUCUUUUGGAUCGAACUUGGAAGUGCACAUGACCCAGUGGCAUAUGGCAGCACUGGCUUUUAAGUUGGAGACAGGUCUUCCACUCCAGCUGGAAGGUCUCCAGCACUUUGCGGCCCGCGCUGCAGCAGUCGCCCAACACCGGGCGGUGCAACAGCAGGGCACUUCUUCGAAGCUUCAUGGCGAGGUCUCCAGGGAGGUACGCCGCCGAUGCAGAUCAGAGGUGAUGCAGGUGGGCAGAGCCGAACAGCUGCAGAGCCGGCGAGGUUUGGUCCUGGAAGUGGAUGGUCCACAUCAUUUUGCACGGAGAUUGCCUGAAGGUGAUCUCGUGCUGCAGGGCGGCUCCCAGUUGAAGCAGCGCUUGCUUCAGCGCUUGGGGUGGCAGGUGCUCCGCGUGGAUUGGGAGACAUGGCGCCGUGACCCGGAGGGCGCCGUGGAGCGCCUCCUGAGGAGGUCCAGCGGUGCCGAAAAGCAGCGCACGCAGGAGCGCACGCAGGUCUUGGGCAAAGGCAGCUUUGGCAAAGCUUACCUCGUGAAGAACACCGAGGCGACGGGACGGGAUGCGCCCGCCGGGGGAUUGCAGAAAACUCUGGUGUUGGACGCACAUGUGGUUGGUGGUUUACAAGGAGGUGAUGACCGUGAUGCCUUGCCAAAAGGAUGUGAUGCCAUCGCCAAAAGGGAUGACCACAAGUUAGACGAAUCAGAGGAUGUCUUCCUUUUCUGGAGAUCAGAGGAGGGCAGCUCCAAUCUCUACUUUUUGGACGCUCAGAAACAGGCAGAGAAUGAGCUUUGUGUUGUCAAGCAGAUGGAGACAUCUGCGAUGGAAGCCAAGGAGAGCCGGGAGAGGAAAAAGAUGGAUCAUCCCAACAUCAUUCGCUUCAAGGAGGCCGAGCCUUUGUGCCGAGCUGCGUCUGGCAGCACCUUUAGCAGCUACUUGUCCUCGACGGGCUUUCUGACUGCUGCCUCCUUCGGCCGAUCUGAAGCGCUGAAGGAUCGGCCGAUCAAAAAGGAUGGCCGAGAGGAGUGGCUACACAACUGGAGCCGCUCGAGUGCCUCAGCGCCCUUCGCCACCAACUUCCAUGUGGUUGAGGCUCCUCCCGAGUUGCAGUGGACGAGCGGUGGCCCCACCAAGGGCUCGACUCUGACAGCCCAGCGUGUGUUCAACAAGGGCGGCCUCGAGGAGUUGCAUUCCGAGACUCAAAGAGUACUCAGAAGUUUACCCUCAACUGAGGGUCUGCGAGCGGCCGGGGCACCUUCUGGGUGCACGGACCGUGACAUUGGGAGGAUGGCUGCGUUGAACUGCGGGCUCCGAAAGUUCUAG
This is a messenger RNA of Durusdinium trenchii, 3404 nucleotides long. The record is from the annotation of a GenBank genome assembly. Lineage: Eukaryota; Dinophyceae; Suessiales; Symbiodiniaceae.